This is a messenger RNA of Trametes versicolor FP-101664 SS1, 669 nucleotides long. RefSeq lists its product as uncharacterized. Lineage: Eukaryota; Fungi; Basidiomycota; Agaricomycetes; Polyporales; Polyporaceae. The record is from RefSeq and is a predicted model, not a curated record. The coding region runs from base 1 to 669 and encodes 222 amino acids. The transcript is spliced from 2 exons.
AUGGACUCUUCGCUGCAGUUCUCAACGUAUAAGGAUUGCCUGGCUCGCCGAGUUUUAGCCGAACCGGAUAUAAAUGCACCAACUCAGCCGGACUCGCACACCCAGGACGAAGCCGACGCUCUCGACGACUUUUCGGAAUACCUCGCGCGCGAGACGUGGUCGGCACUCCCUCAACGUCUGCGCGAUGCGACAUACGAGGUCCGAGAGACCGUACCGGACGUUGACGACGUCGAUUUGGACAACAUCCCCACCGCAUUCGCCGAUACCCUCAUAUCGUGCGGCAUCUCCGACGACGCGGACGCUGCUGCCGCCUUUCUCCGUAGGGCGCUGAAGGACUACGUCGCCGAAGCUUGUGCGCCGCCGCCGAUGUGGUCGAAGACCCGCACGACGGAAUGCGAGAUCUGCGAGCGCGAGGUUCCGCUCACAUACCACCAUCUCAUCCCCCGCGAGGUGCACAACAAGGUCCUGAAGAAGAAGUGGCAUCCUGAGGCGAUGCUGAACUCCGUAGCGUGGCUGUGUAGGCCCUGCCAUACAGCCGUGCACCACGUCGCCACCAAUGAGGUUCUUGCGAAGGAGUUUUAUACUGUGGAGCUCCUCCUGGCGCGAGAAGACAUCCAGAAGUGGCGACGGUAUGCUGCAAAACAACGUUUCGGGGUACGGCGCGGAUGA